Molecule: messenger RNA, 2405 nt
Organism: Agrilus planipennis (emerald ash borer)
Lineage: Eukaryota; Metazoa; Arthropoda; Insecta; Coleoptera; Buprestidae
Product: tubulin polyglutamylase TTLL6-like
Exons: 2
Coding region: 287-2266 (659 amino acids)
Biological process (GO): protein polyglutamylation; microtubule cytoskeleton organization
Cellular component (GO): cilium
Molecular function (GO): tubulin-glutamic acid ligase activity; tubulin binding
Source: RefSeq, a predicted model, not a curated record
GUGUCGAAGUCAUCCCCUUCACGAGCUGUCAUGUCUUAAAAAAAAAUAAUAACCCCGAGAUCAGUAAUCCCACCCCCAAUAAAGAGUAAUUCAAAUGUAGACAUUGACAAAUACGAAAGUUUUGAAAUUUUUUUGUCGACAAGCAAAAAACUGCGUGAGCAUAUCGAGACAAUUAUUUUUAAUAUUCAGUUGUGCGUAAAAUAUCAGGUGAAAUCUUGUGUCAAAAAAAAAAAAAGUAGUAACAAUGAAUCUGGCUGUCAUCGAGAAGACCGUUCGCAAUUAAACCAUGAAAUCACCACCCAGUUUGCCAGCAGUGGAUGACAGUGAUUCGUCGGACAGUUCGGAAACCGAAAGGGUGCCGGUCAAAAAGGCUCUGAAAGAGAAAUCGUCAAAAAGGUCGUUAGGUGACAGGAAAAGUUCGUCGAAACCUCGAAGCAGCGUCGGUUCCUCCACGGACAUAGCACCGAGGAAAAGACGAAAGAAAAUCGUCUCGGUUUGCCUAACUAACUGUCGUUACGAUGUGGUAAGGCGAGUGUGCGCCAAACUUGGUUUCAAGGAAGUCGGGGAACAUGACAACUGGAAUUUAUACUGGACAGACCUGUCGAUAUCGAUCGAGAGAUGCAAAGAGAUGAAACGUUUCCAAAAGAUCAACCACUUCCCCGGCAUGCUCGAGAUAUGUCGGAAAGAUCUCCUCGCACGAAACCUCAACAGGAUGCAGCGUUUGUUUCCGAAAGAUUUCACCUUCUUCCCGAAGACGUGGUGCUUACCGGCCGACCUCGGCGACGUCCUGACCUAUUCCCGACUGCGAAAGAACAAAACCUUCAUCCUUAAACCGGACGCCGGAAGCCAGGGCAAAGGAAUUUUCAUCACAAGGAAUUUAAGGGAGAUAAAGCCAUCCGAACGGAUGAUCUGUCAAGUUUAUAUAACGAGACCUUUCCUAAUCGACGGUUACAAAUUCGAUCUUCGAGUGUAUACUCUCAUCACCACGUGUGACCCCUUGAGGGUCUACAUUUACAACGAGGGACUGGUACGGUUUGCUACCAGUCGCUACAAGGAACCGUCCAGCGUCAAUGUCAGCAAUAUUUUUAUGCAUCUGACAAAUUAUGCCGUCAACAAGCACAGCAGAACGUACUGCAUCGAUUCGCAAGCGGGCAGCAAGAGAAAACUGAGCUGGUUCAACGAGUACAUGACCAAUUGCGGCUACGACGUUUCCAAACUUUGGAAGAAGAUCGACGACGUAAUAAUAAAGACAGUCAUAAGUGCGUGUCCCAUCCUAAAGCACAGUUACAUGGCGUGUUUUCCGAACCAUGACGUGCUGCCGGCAUGUUGCGAACUACUGGGGACCGACAUCCUCCUCGACAGGCGACUGAAUCCUCAAAUUCUUGAGGUGAACCACUCCCCGAGUUUCCAUACCGAUACCGAGUUGGAUUGCUCGGUUAAGGAGUCGCUCUUGGAAGACAUGUUUCGCAUGAUGAACUUGGAGAAGUGCGACAAGCAUAAGAUAAUGCGAGAAGACAGGAAGAGGGUUCGCGAGAGGUUGCUGCAAGGUCUGACCAAAGAACCGCCGAGGCCGCACGAUCCAAAACGGUUCAACGAAUCGUUAAGACACGAAAUGGAAAACAGAGGAAACUUUAGGUUGGUGUACCCGAAUGCUGGUAACGAACACGUUUAUGCCAGAUUCUUCAAUCAACUCCAGGGAUCGAGUUUGUACAUGGACACGGCGGCUAGUAAAGCGCGGGAAUCGGCGGCCACCCAACUCAGGGACGAGAUGACCUUGAGAGCUAAAGCGGAGGCAGCCAAACGCGUACAGCCGAUGACGUCAAAAUCCCAGAAGGAAUCCUCGAAGCCCCCAACACCGUCUUUUGUUCCCAAAAGGAGUAUUCCGCUGUGUGUAACCAGGAACUCCUUUGAACCACAGGUAAUUGUCGAAGCGGAAGAGAAAGCCCGUCUGGCAAGACUGGAAGAAAGGGCCGCUUUGAUGAAAGCCUACGGGCUUCUGGAAUAUUUGUACUUAUCCAUGAAGAAAAAUGGAGUGUUGAGACCGCAAGACGAAAAGAGAUUCGCUGUCUUCAAUAAAGUCAAUAAGGGUAGCGCCAAAGGGGGUAGCGGUACAUCGAGGAAAAAACCGGAAAUCACGGAUCUUCUGGAAGACAUUACCGCGGGAAAAAUGAACCUGCCCGGUUAUAUUGGGAGAAAAUCGGAAGACAGACCAAACAAGACCAACGUACUCGGAAUGGGAGACUUUACAUCACUGAAGUCGUCGUAAGAUUUGGAUACGACACGCAGAAAGGAUUUUGUUUUAUUUUUAUUAUAUGCCCAGGCAAGAACGUCGAGGAGUUUUUAUUAAAUCUUAUUUUUAUGUAGCAACUGUGAUUUUUCACUCACUUUUUACUAAUAGAACGUGU